AUGGAACCAUUCCCUACUCGUAUUCUUGUAGUCUCUGGUGCUCAAGAAGGAAGUGCCCUCUCUAGGACUAUGAAAACUAUUUGUGAUGAAAUUACUCGAUUAGGAUCAGUUCCUGUAUUUGUUAGUAAUUGGCAUGAUGCUUAUGCUGAAUUAAAAGAGACUAUUGACAUCAGUGCUAUUUUAGUUGAUUGGGACCAAGACUAUGUAAGAUGUAAAGAUGCUAUGAAAAAGUAUAUUAUGCCAAGACAUGCACAAAUUUUUGACCAUAAAGUUCUUGUACUUCCUGCAUCUCAAAGAGAUCCAUUUUGUGGUUCUAAAUCUCCGUUAAUGAAAUUAGAAGCUGAAGGAUAUAAUCUUGUUGUGCCACGUUCUUAUCCACAGGAAAAAAUUGACCAAUUGCAAAAUGUUCCAAGUUAUGAUGAACUUCUUAAUUUCCUUGAAAAAGAAAAGCUUAAAGUUGUUCCAUCACCACUUAAUGUUAUCCGUUCUUUUAAGUCAAUCAAUCGUAAAGUUUUAAUAUUCCUUUAUACUGAGAAAUUAGUUGUUGAAAGACUUCCAAUUCAAGUACUUGAAUCUAUUCAAGCUUAUAUCUGGAAGAAUGAAGAAACUCCACAUUUUGUUGCAAAGAGAAUUGUUGCUUCAAGUUAUGAAUAUGUAGAAGAUAUUCUUCCACCAUUCUUUAAAGCAUUAGUUAAAUAUGUUCACAAAGGGAAAUAUUCAUGGCAUUGUCCAGGACACAUGGGUGGUGUUGCAUUUCUUAGAUCACCACCAGGAAAAUUUUUCUUUGAUUUCUUUGGAGAAAAUAUGUUAGCUGCUGAUUUGUGUAAUGCUGUUGGAGAAUUAGGUGGUUUAUUAAAUCAUUUUGGACCAAUUGGAGAUGCAGAGAAAUAUGCCUCAAAAGUGUUUGGUUCUGAGUAUACAUAUUUUGUUAUGAACGGUACUUCAACAGCCAAUAAAAUGGUCUUUCAAGGAACUGCUGUUGCUGGAGAUGUUAUUGUUCUUGAUAGAAAUUCACAUAAAAGUUCUAUGCAAGCUAUCAUGUUAGGUAAUUAUAAACCAAUUUAUGUAACUCCUGUAAGAAACAAGUAUGGUAUUAUUGGACCAAUUCCAUUCUCUGAAUUUAAUGUUGACUCUCUUUAUAAAAAAGCACAAAAAUUACCAUAUAUGUCUUCAGCUGAUAUUCAAAAUGAUAUUAAAUUAUUAGUACUAACUCAAUGCACUUACGAUGGUAUUUGUUAUAAUGUUGCUAAGGUUCUUUCUAAAUUACAAGAGUUAGAUACAAAAAAUAUGUUAUUUGAUGAAGCAUGGUUCCCUUAUGCACAUUUCCAUCCAUUUUAUGCUUCAUAUCAUUCAAUGAAUAAAUCUUAUUUUGAUAAACUUGAAGAAGAUUCUUUAUUCCAUGGUAGUGCUUAUAUUGAAGAAGAUAGUGAAGAUGAAGAAAUUCAUCGUGGACCAACUCCAUCUGCUUAUAAAGGAACAAUUUUUGCUACACAAUCAACUCAUAAAGUGUUAGCUGCUUUGUCACAAGGAAGUAUGGUUCAUGUAAGAAAUUCACCAGAUCCAUUCCACUUUGAUCGUUUCAAUACUUAUUUCCAAGCAAAUACAACUACAUCUCCACAAUAUAGUUUGAUUGCAUCAUUAGAUAUGUCAAGUGCUAUUAUGGAUGUCUCAGGAGAAUCAAUUCUUGACGAUGUAUUAAAAGAAGUUAUUUCAUUUAGAUGUGCUAUGGCACGUGUAAAAGUUGAGUUUAAAGAAAGUGAAGAAGGAUGGUUCUUUGGAUGUUGGCAACCAAAAGACAUUUUAUCAGGAAAGAAAAAUAUCUAUGACACUUCUUAUUGGGUUCUUCCACCAAGUGGACCUGAUGCAUGGCACGGAUUUCCUAAUAUUGGAAAAAAUCAAUACCUUCUUGAUCCACUUAAAGUUAACUUAUUAACAGUAGAUGAAGAGGCUGGUGUUGAAAUUCCUGCAUGUGUUGUUGUUAAAUUCCUUGCAAUGAAUGGAAUUAUUAUGGAAAAGAUGGGAUAUUAUACUAUGCUUUCAUUAUUCUCUAUUGGAUCAAGAAGAGGAAAGUCUGCUACUCUUGUUACUGCAUUAACUCAAUUUAAGAAGUUAUAUGAUAGCAACACUCAAUUAAAAUAUGUGUUUACUCAAGAAAAGAAUUUAGAGUUUGGUAAUGUUGGAUUGAAAGAUUUUUGUGAAAUGAUGAACCCUGAAAUUAAGAGAAUGCAAGAAAUGGAGAAUGAGGUUUAUUCAGGAAAACUUCCUGAAGUUGCUUGUAUUCCAUUUAAAGCUUCAUGUGCUUUAGUUGAUAAUAAUGUAGAAUGGGUUCCUGUUGAACAAUUAACAGGAAGAACAAGUGCAUUGUUAGUUGUUAAUUACCCACCAGGAAUUCCUACAGUUAUGCCAGGAGAAGUUUUUGAUAAAAUUCAUACUGACUUAAUGGUUGCUCUUGCUCAUUUUGGAGAAAAAUGGCCAGGAUAUGAAUUUGAAGUCCAUGGAUUAGUUUGCAAGAAUGGAAAAUAUUAUAUUCCAUGUUUGAAGCAAUGA
Entamoeba dispar SAW760 is the source of this 2547-nucleotide messenger RNA. RefSeq lists its product as uncharacterized. The record is from RefSeq and is a predicted model, not a curated record. Gene Ontology annotation, molecular function: carboxy-lyase activity; pyridoxal phosphate binding. Gene Ontology annotation, cellular component: cytosol; cytoplasm. NCBI's taxonomy places the organism in Eukaryota, Evosea, Mastigamoebida, Endamoebidae. The coding region runs from base 1 to 2547 and encodes 848 amino acids. The transcript has a single exon. Gene Ontology annotation, biological process: amino acid metabolic process.